Molecule: messenger RNA, 1452 nt
Organism: Cotesia congregata
Lineage: Eukaryota; Metazoa; Arthropoda; Insecta; Hymenoptera; Braconidae
Source: the annotation of a GenBank genome assembly
AUGUCACACUUGAGAUUUCAAAAAGAAUUGAGUAACAUAACCCGCAUGGACGACGCUAUCAAAGGACCUACUCCUCGAUGGCAGAAAAAAUGCCUGGAAACUUCCGCCAACUUGAGUAUGUCGUUAAAUAACUCAAGGAAGCCAAUGAGCAACAGCUCGAUGAUGAACAUCAUGGUUCCCGGCAAAACACCAACAAAACGUGCGGAAACACGGACGAAAAAGACACCUAAAAGCGGGAAAAAGUCUCCAAGCCGCAAUGCUACAACUCCGAAGACUCCAAGUGGUGGAGAUAGAUUUAUUCCUUCAAGGACAACGACUAACUUCGACCUGGCUUACCACAAGCUCACCCAGGUCAAGCUUGAGCAAGAUGCCAACAAAAAUGAAACCAGUCCGAAAAAAGAGAUGCAAAGACUAAUUGAGACUAUGACUGGAGUGGAUAUCAGCAGCAACCAGCGAGUCCUGUCUUACCAGAACAAGGCUCCAGCUCCUCCAGAGGGCUAUCAAAACCCCUUGAGAGUUGUUUACAGUCAAACAAAGACCCCAGCUAGUGUAAAAACUUCAUCUCGGUACAUUCCUCAAGCUCCUGAUCGUAUUCUUGACGCUCCUGAAAUUGUUGAUGACUACUACUUAAAUUUAGUCGACUGGUCUCCAAGUAACAUUCUAGCAGUUGCUCUCGGCUCGACAGUCUACCUUUGGAACGCCGCUUCUGGAACAAUAGAACAGUUGUUCGAGCUAGAAAAUAACGAAGUAGUUUGCUCAGUAGCUUGGAUCCAGGAGGGUCCUUAUUUAGCAGUAGGGAUGCCUUCUGGUAGUACCGAGCUCUGGGAUUGCAGUCAAAUGAAACGUGUACGAAUUAUGAACGGACAUGCUGCAAGAGAAGUUUGUGGUCUCAAGUGGUCACCCGACGGCAAAUAUUUAGCAAGUGGUGGUAAUGAUAAUAUGCUACAGAUAUGGUCAGCUGUUGGUGGGCAUCACCACGCGCAUAAUCAAGCUUUAUACUCGUUUAAUCAUCAUCAAGCUGCUGUUAAAGCUCUAGCUUGGUGUCCAUGGCAGACAAAUAUUUUGGCUAGUGGUGGUGGUACUGCUGAUAGAACAAUUAGAUUUUGGAAUUGCAAUAAUGGUACCUGCUUAAACACCAUCGACACUAAAUCACAAGUAUGCUCAUUACUCUGGUCAACGACCUACAAGGAAAUAGUAUCAGGACACGGAUACGCUCAAAACCAGCUAACAAUAUGGAAGUACCCGUCGAUGGCGAAAGUUGCAGAAUUAACUGGACACACCAGCCGAGUUUUGCACCUGGCUAUGUCCCCAGAUGGCACGACAGUGCUCAGCGCCGGUGGAGACGAGACACUGAGACUCUGGAAGUGCUUCCAGACAGACCCUCUUAAAAAGAAGAAAGAGAACACUGAUAUUAAAUCUGUCGCUUCUAAAUUAAAACAAUCUAUCCGAUAA